UGACAUGUGCCACCUUUCUUUUGCUUUUUCUAUUUGUAGAAGGAAUCACUGUCGCUGCUUACCCCAACCCAAGUGGCACAAUUGACAUUGACCUCUGGGGCAUUGAAUGACACAGAUGACAUUAAACUUGUGUUUACGCGGCUGGAGGAAGGUGACGCUUUCAAAAAUGUUGACGAGUUUCUGACGCAACUGACCGCAAAGGAAGAGAUUCCUGACAUCCAUCCAGCCGUGAGAGAUGUGAUGAUGAAUCAGACGUUCAACAUCAUCAGCCUUCAAUUCCCAGAGUUCGAAACGCUGGACUGGAUUGCAUGGUUCGAAGUAAAGCUGAUUCCCAUCCUCCCCAGUUUGAAUGAAGUCAUGCUCACCAUUGCUACCUCAAACGUCAACUGCACCAACUACCAAGUCAUUGUAAAUGGAAUGGACAGAGCUUUCCCUGAAAUGACUCAGGAUAGAAGAGAAGGAAUCGCAAGAGUCCUGCUGAAAUACCUGAGGAAAUCUGUGCACCUCAUCAAUGGACCAGCUUGCAGGCAGGACAUCCACGAUGACAAUGACUGGCUUGCAAUCAACCUGGGUUCAUACUCCGAGUACACAACCUAUUCGGAUCUCAAAGACUUCAACAUCUCAGGGGUGGCAGUUCUAGACUCCCUCUCACCAAACCAGAAAGCUGAAUUGAUACUGGACCCAAGCACUGGCGCUCUGGAGAAUGAGACUCUUGUGAAGAACGUUUUCAUCAGCUUGCUGGAAUCUCCAAGGGAAGAGCAGCUCAAUGAGUUCUUUGUGACUUUUGUUGAAGUCACCAAGCAGGAAAACAUCACUAUCAUCACAAACACAGCCGUAAGAGACACAAUGCUAGACCUGACCUUGAUGGCUCUUGCUCCCAAAUUCGACGUUUUUGAGCCAAAAGACUUCCAGCUGUGGUUCCAAGUCAAUCUGGUUGUUCUGCUGGCCAGCUUCCAUCCUGGCAGAUUGGUUGAUAUCCCCCUAAACAUCACCUGUGAAUCCUACAAUGCCAUAUUUACGGGUCUCGACCAAAGUUUGGAAUCUCUUCCGCCUCACCUCUCACAGGGUGUAAAGGCAAGCUUGGAUGCACUGAUGAAGACAUUCCAACGUUGCUCAAGGCCUCCAGCUUUAAUUGUGUGCAAAGAAACAUUGGUCAAUGAGAAACAACUUUGUGCUGGAUUUAACAGCACACAACUGAAGCAACAAAUGUCGAUUGGGAAUUCCAAUGAAUCCCUUUGCAAUUUCAACAUCUCUGAAUAUGCCUGUUCCUCAACAACCAUUCUGUCAGCGGACAACUUGGUGACGAUCCUGAAAUGCCAAUUGUCCAGCAAAAAGACUUACUCAACAGAAAUGUGGAAGCUGUUCUUCCAAAACAAUGCUGCAAUUCUGGACCAGGCUCUUCUGGAUUACUCCAGCAUGAACCCCAACACCAGCAGUCCAGCUAUGCCAAAUGUCCUUGAUGCCAUUGGAGAUGUCAAACUCAACAACUUCAUGAAUGCACAGCUGAACAACGCCAGCUUCGUUGACAAGUUGUUCCAGAAGAUGCUCCGUCCAUUCUUGGCAUCUCCAUCUAGGAAUUUCCUCUCCUGUCUCAGCUCAAAGAACUUCAGUUGUCAGACCUACCAAAUUGUCAUUGAGACUCUAAGCAACCAAUCAGCCUCCAUGGACAGAGAGCAACAACGAGUGAUCUUCACUCAUUACAUCUAUCCAUUCCUUUCAAGAAAUGACUCAUCAGAUCCCGGCUGUGUCUCAAACACCAGUGGAAGCAUGGACUGGCUCCAGAGGAACUUUGGCAUCUUUUCUGUUUUUGCAGAACUGCAGGAGUUACAAGUCCUUAAUCCCGACUUCUCCAGCAAGGAAUCACUGUCGCUGCUUACCCCAACCCAAGUGGCACAAUUGACAUUGACCUCUGGGGCAUUGAAUGACACAGAUGACAUUAAACUUGUGUUUACGCGGCUGGAGGAAGGUGACGCUUUCAAAAAUGUUGACGAGUUUCUGACGCAACUGACCGCAAAGGAAGAGAUUCCUGACAUCCAUCCAGCCGUGAGAGAUGUGAUGAUGAAUCAGACGUUCAACAUCAUCAGCCUUCAAUUCCCAGAGUUCGAAACGCUGGACUGGAUUGCAUGGUUCGAAGUAAAGCUGAUUCCCAUCCUCCCCAGUUUGAAUGAAGUCAUGCUCACCAUUGCUACCUCAAACGUCAACUGCACCAACUACCAAGUCAUUGUAAAUGGAAUGGACAGAGCUUUCCCUGAAAUGACUCAGGAUAGAAGAGAAGGAAUCGCAAGAGUCCUGCUGAAAUACCUGAGGAAAUCUGUGCACCUCAUCAAUGGACCAGCUUGCAGGCAGGACAUCCACGAUGACAAUGACUGGCUUGCAAUCAACCUGGGUUCAUACUCCGAGUACACAACCUAUUCGGAUCUCAAAGACUUCAACAUCUCAGGGGUGGCAGUUCUAGACUCCCUCUCACCAAACCAGAAAGCUGAAUUGAUACUGGACCCAAGCACUGGCGCUCUGGAGAAUGAGACUCUUGUGAAGAACGUUUUCAUCAGCUUGCUGGAAUCUCCAAGGGAAGAGCAGCUCAAUGAGUUCUUUGUGACUUUUGUUGAAGUCACCAAGCAGGAAAACAUCACUAUCAUCACAAACACAGCCGUAAGAGACACAAUGCUAGACCUGACCUUGAUGGCUCUUGCUCCCAAAUUCGACGUUUUUGAGCCAAAAGACUUCCAGCUGUGGUUCCAAGUCAAUCUGGUUGUUCUGCUGGCCAGCUUCCAUCCUGGCAGAUUGGUUGAUAUCCCCCUAAACAUCACCUGUGAAUCCUACAAUGCCAUAUUUACGGGUCUCGACCAAAGUUUGGAAUCUCUUCCGCCUCACCUCUCACAGGGUGUAAAGGCAAGCUUGGAUGCACUGAUGAAGACAUUCCAACGUUGCUCAAGGCCUCCAGCUUUAAUUGUGUGCAAAGAAACAUUGGUCAAUGAGAAACAACUUUGUGCUGGAUUUAACAGCACACAACUGAAGCAACAAAUGUCGAUUGGGAAUUCCAAUGAAUCCCUUUGCAAUUUCAACAUCUCUGAAUAUGCCUGUUCCUCAACAACCAUUCUGUCAGCGGACAACUUGGUGACGAUCCUGAAAUGCCAAUUGUCCAGCAAAAAGACUUACUCAACAGAAAUGUGGAAGCUGUUCUUCCAAAACAAUGCUGCAAUUCUGGACCAGGCUCUUCUGGAUUACUCCAGCAUGAACCCCAACACCAGCAGUCCAGCUAUGCCAAAUGUCCUUGAUGCCAUUGGAGAUGUCAAACUCAACAACUUCAUGAAUGCACAGCUGAACAACGCCAGCUUCGUUGACAAGUUGUUCCAGAAGAUGCUCCGUCCAUUCUUGGCAUCUCCAUCUAGGAAUUUCCUCUCCUGUCUCAGCUCAAAGAACUUCAGUUGUCAGACCUACCAAAUUGUCAUUGAGACUCUAAGCAACCAAUCAGCCUCCAUGGACAGAGAGCAACAACGAGUGAUCUUCACUCAUUACAUCUAUCCAUUCCUUUCAAGAAAUGACUCAUCAGAUCCCGGCUGUGUCUCAAACACCAGUGGAAGCAUGGACUGGCUCCAGAGGAACUUUGGCAUCUUUUCUGUUUUUGCAGAACUGCAGGAGUUACAAGUCCUUAAUCCCGACUUCUCCAGCAAGGAAUCACUGUCGCUGCUUACCCCAACCCAAGUGGCACAAUUGACAUUGACCUCUGGGGCAUUGAAUGACACAGAUGACAUUAAACUUGUGUUUACGCGGCUGGAGGAAGGUGACGCUUUCAAAAAUGUUGACGAGUUUCUGACGCAACUGACCGCAAAGGAAGAGAUUCCUGACAUCCAUCCAGCCGUGAGAGAUGUGAUGAUGAAUCAGACGUUCAACAUCAUCAGCCUUCAAUUCCCAGAGUUCGAAACGCUGGACUGGAUUGCAUGGUUCGAAGUAAAGCUGAUUCCCAUCCUCCCCAGUUUGAAUGAAGUCAUGCUCACCAUUGCUACCUCAAACGUCAACUGCACCAACUACCAAGUCAUUGUAAAUGGAAUGGACAGAGCUUUCCCUGAAAUGACUCAGGAUAGAAGAGAAGGAAUCGCAAGAGUCCUGCUGAAAUACCUGAGGAAAUCUGUGCACCUCAUCAAUGGACCAGCUUGCAGGCAGGACAUCCACGAUGACAAUGACUGGCUUGCAAUCAACCUGGGUUCAUACUCCGAGUACACAACCUAUUCGGAUCUCAAAGACUUCAACAUCUCAGGGGUGGCAGUUCUAGACUCCCUCUCACCAAACCAGAAAGCUGAAUUGAUACUGGACCCAAGCACUGGCGCUCUGGAGAAUGAGACUCUUGUGAAGAACGUUUUCAUCAGCUUGCUGGAAUCUCCAAGGGAAGAGCAGCUCAAUGAGUUCUUUGUGACUUUUGUUGAAGUCACCAAGCAGGAAAACAUCACUAUCAUCACAAACACAGCCGUAAGAGACACAAUGCUAGACCUGACCUUGAUGGCUCUUGCUCCCAAAUUCGACGUUUUUGAGCCAAAAGACUUCCAGCUGUGGUUCCAAGUCAAUCUGGUUGUUCUGCUGGCCAGCUUCCAUCCUGGCAGAUUGGUUGAUAUCCCCCUAAACAUCACCUGUGAAUCCUACAAUGCCAUAUUUACGGGUCUCGACCAAAGUUUGGAAUCUCUUCCGCCUCACCUCUCACAGGGUGUAAAGGCAAGCUUGGAUGCACUGAUGAAGACAUUCCAACGUUGCUCAAGGCCUCCAGCUUUAAUUGUGUGCAAAGAAACAUUGGUCAAUGAGAAACAACUUUGUGCUGGAUUUAACAGCACACAACUGAAGCAACAAAUGUCGAUUGGGAAUUCCAAUGAAUCCCUUUGCAAUUUCAACAUCUCUGAAUAUGCCUGUUCCUCAACAACCAUUCUGUCAGCGGACAACUUGGUGACGAUCCUGAAAUGCCAAUUGUCCAGCAAAAAGACUUACUCAACAGAAAUGUGGAAGCUGUUCUUCCAAAACAAUGCUGCAAUUCUGGACCAGGCUCUUCUGGAUUACUCCAGCAUGAACCCCAACACCAGCAGUCCAGCUAUGCCAAAUGUCCUUGAUGCCAUUGGAGAUGUCAAACUCAACAACUUCAUGAAUGCACAGCUGAACAACGCCAGCUUCGUUGACAAGUUGUUCCAGAAGAUGCUCCGUCCAUUCUUGGCAUCUCCAUCUAGGAAUUUCCUCUCCUGUCUCAGCUCAAAGAACUUCAGUUGUCAGACCUACCAAAUUGUCAUUGAGACUCUAAGCAACCAAUCAGCCUCCAUGGACAGAGAGCAACAACGAGUGAUCUUCACUCAUUACAUCUAUCCAUUCCUUUCAAGAAAUGACUCAUCAGAUCCCGGCUGUGUCUCAAACACCAGUGGAAGCAUGGACUGGCUCCAGAGGAACUUUGGCAUCUUUUCUGUUUUUGCAGAACUGCAGGAGUUACAAGUCCUUAAUCCCGACUUCUCCAGCAAGGAAUCACUGUCGCUGCUUACCCCAACCCAAGUGGCACAAUUGACAUUGACCUCUGGGGCAUUGAAUGACACAGAUGACAUUAAACUUGUGUUUACGCGGCUGGAGGAAGGUGACGCUUUCAAAAAUGUUGACGAGUUUCUGACGCAACUGACCGCAAAGGAAGAGAUUCCUGACAUCCAUCCAGCCGUGAGAGAUGUGAUGAUGAAUCAGACGUUCAACAUCAUCAGCCUUCAAUUCCCAGAGUUCGAAACGCUGGACUGGAUUGCAUGGUUCGAAGUAAAGCUGAUUCCCAUCCUCCCCAGUUUGAAUGAAGUCAUGCUCACCAUUGCUACCUCAAACGUCAACUGCACCAACUACCAAGUCAUUGUAAAUGGAAUGGACAGAGCUUUCCCUGAAAUGACUCAGGAUAGAAGAGAAGGAAUCGCAAGAGUCCUGCUGAAAUACCUGAGGAAAUCUGUGCACCUCAUCAAUGGACCAGCUUGCAGGCAGGACAUCCACGAUGACAAUGACUGGCUUGCAAUCAACCUGGGUUCAUACUCCGAGUACACAACCUAUUCGGAUCUCAAAGACUUCAACAUCUCAGGGGUGGCAGUUCUAGACUCCCUCUCACCAAACCAGAAAGCUGAAUUGAUACUGGACCCAAGCACUGGCGCUCUGGAGAAUGAGACUCUUGUGAAGAACGUUUUCAUCAGCUUGCUGGAAUCUCCAAGGGAAGAGCAGCUCAAUGAGUUCUUUGUGACUUUUGUUGAAGUCACCAAGCAGGAAAACAUCACUAUCAUCACAAACACAGCCGUAAGAGACACAAUGCUAGACCUGACCUUGAUGGCUCUUGCUCCCAAAUUCGACGUUUUUGAGCCAAAAGACUUCCAGCUGUGGUUCCAAGUCAAUCUGGUUGUUCUGCUGGCCAGCUUCCAUCCUGGCAGAUUGGUUGAUAUCCCCCUAAACAUCACCUGUGAAUCCUACAAUGCCAUAUUUACGGGUCUCGACCAAAGUUUGGAAUCUCUUCCGCCUCACCUCUCACAGGGUGUAAAGGCAAGCUUGGAUGCACUGAUGAAGACAUUCCAACGUUGCUCAAGGCCUCCAGCUUUAAUUGUGUGCAAAGAAACAUUGGUCAAUGAGAAACAACUUUGUGCUGGAUUUAACAGCACACAACUGAAGCAACAAAUGUCGAUUGGGAAUUCCAAUGAAUCCCUUUGCAAUUUCAACAUCUCUGAAUAUGCCUGUUCCUCAACAACCAUUCUGUCAGCGGACAACUUGGUGACGAUCCUGAAAUGCCAAUUGUCCAGCAAAAAUACUUACUCAACAGAAAUGUGGAAGCUGUUCUUCCAAAACAAUGCUGCAAUUCUGGACCAGGCUCUUCUGGAUUACUCCAGCAUGAACCCCAACACCAGCAGUCCAGCUAUGCCAAAUGUCCUUGAUGCCAUUGGAGAUGUCAAACUCAACAACUUCAUGAAUGCACAGCUGAACAACGCCAGCUUCGUUGACAAGUUGUUCCAGAAGAUGCUCCGUCCAUUCUUGGCAUCUCCAUCUAGGAAUUUCCUCUCCUGUCUCAGCUCAAAGAACUUCAGUUGUCAGACCUACCAAAUUGUCAUUGAGACUCUAAGCAACCAAUCAGCCUCCAUGGACAGAGAGCAACAACGAGUGAUCUUCACUCAUUACAUCUAUCCAUUCCUUUCAAGAAAUGACUCAUCAGAUCCCGGCUGUGUCUCAAACACCAGUGGAAGCAUGGACUGGCUCCAGAGGAACUUUGGCAUCUUUUCUGUUUUUGCAGAACUGCAGGAGUUACAAGUCCUUAAUCCCGACUUCUCCAGCAAGGAAUCACUGUCGCUGCUUACCCCAACCCAAGUGGCACAAUUGACAUUGACCUCUGGGGCAUUGAAUGACACAGAUGACAUUAAACUUGUGUUUACGCGGCUGGAGGAAGGUGACGCUUUCAAAAAUGUUGACGAGUUUCUGACGCAACUGACCGCAAAGGAAGAGAUUCCUGACAUCCAUCCAGCCGUGAGAGAUGUGAUGAUGAAUCAGACGUUCAACAUCAUCAGCCUUCAAUUCCCAGAGUUCGAAACGCUGGACUGGAUUGCAUGGUUCGAAGUAAAGCUGAUUCCCAUCCUCCCCAGUUUGAAUGAAGUCAUGCUCACCAUUGCUACCUCAAACGUCAACUGCACCAACUACCAAGUCAUUGUAAAUGGAAUGGACAGAGCUUUCCCUGAAAUGACUCAGGAUAGAAGAGAAGGAAUCGCAAGAGUCCUGCUGAAAUACCUGAGGAAAUCUGUGCACCUCAUCAAUGGACCAGCUUGCAGGCAGGACAUCCACGAUGACAAUGACUGGCUUGCAAUCAACCUGGGUUCAUACUCCGAGUACACAACCUAUUCGGAUCUCAAAGACUUCAACAUCUCAGGGGUGGCAGUUCUAGACUCCCUCUCACCAAACCAGAAAGCUGAAUUGAUACUGGACCCAAGCACUGGCGCUCUGGAGAAUGAGACUCUUGUGAAGAACGUUUUCAUCAGCUUGCUGGAAUCUCCAAGGGAAGAGCAGCUCAAUGAGUUCUUUGUGACUUUUGUUGAAGUCACCAAGCAGGUCAGUACAUCACUCUCUGGCUGGAAUGGACCUUGUACAGUGAGACCUGGCUCUCGACAAAGUCAUCUGACAAAACAAUCAGGAUGAAUGGAUGACCUCCUAAACCAUGAACCAUUUAUUUUCCA
Molecule: messenger RNA, 8189 nt
Organism: Oncorhynchus mykiss (rainbow trout)
Lineage: Eukaryota; Metazoa; Chordata; Actinopteri; Salmoniformes; Salmonidae
Source: RefSeq, a predicted model, not a curated record